UUCGUGGACUGGGAAGUCACCGCUUGCAUGUGUUCACCCUUCCAGGGCGAACAAUUUCACCUAUAAACCGUGGAACUGCUAAGGUACACCAAAAUAACUGUUCAAAAUGUUCUGCCACGUUACGCGGUCUGAUUCGGUUGUUAUGGAGGUGGAGGUUGAUGCGAAGGCAAACGGAGAGGACUGCUUGAACAAGGUAUGUCAAACGUUGGGAAUCAUUGAAGUGGAUUACUUUGGACUUCAGUUCACUGGCAGCGGAGGAGAGAGCUUGUGGCUGAACCUGAGAAACAGAAUCUCCCAGCAGAUGGACACCGUGUCCCCAUGCCGACUGAAACUGAGAGUGAAGUUCUUUGUGGAGCCUCAUCUCAUCCUUCAGGAACAAACAAGGCACCUGUUCCUGUUGCACGUGAAAGAGGAGCUCCACAGAGGCAGCUUGCGCCUGGACGCCGAGCAGGCCGCCGAGUUCUGUGCCCUCCUGGCGCAGGCUGAGCUGGGGGACUACAACGCCAACACCGCCAAGUACAGCUACGCCCACCUGUGCGGAGAAGAACCCAGUCCUGCCACCCUCAACGGCCUUAUUUCGAAGCACCAGGAGCUGGAGGGGAUGAGCGGGCCGUCGGCGGAGUACCAGGCCCUGCAGCUGGUGUCCACUCUGGAGAACUACGGCGUGGAGUGGCACUGGGCCCGGAACAUCGAGGGCCAGAGUCUGGCCAUAGGAGUGGGCCCAGAGGGAGUGUCCGUCUGCAAGGACGACUUCACACUCAUCAACAGGAUUGUUUACCCAGUCUUUCAGAUGGCCACGCACUCGGGCAAGAACGUUAACCUCACGGUCACCAAGGAUACCGGAGAGAGUGUUGUCCUUGAGUUCAAGCUCGUCAGCUCUCGAGCAGCCAAGGGCCUGUAUAGAGCCAUCACAGAGAUUCAUGCCUUCUACAGAUGCGACACGGUCACCAGCGCCGUGAUGAUGCAAUACAGCCGCGACUUCAAGGGCCACCUGGCCUCGCUCUUCCUGAACGAGAACAUCGACCUGGGCAAGCGCUACGUCUUCGACAUCCAGCGCACCUCCAAAGAGGUGUACGACCGCACGCGCCGGGCCCUCUUCAGCGCCGGCGGGACGGGCGGGACGGGCACGGACGCCUCGGCCGGCGGCCAGCGCUGCCGCUCGUCGGCGCUGCACUCCCUCGGGGAGGACGGCGAGGAGGACGAGGAGGCGGACGAGGAGGGCGCGUGCGAGGGCUGCCGGGAGAAGCGGCUGCUGCAGGAGCGGCUCCAGAGGCUGCAGGAGGCCCUGCUGUGCGCCCUGUGCUGCGAGGAGGAGAUCAACGCCGCCUUCUGCCCCUGCGGCCAUACCGUCUGCUGCCAGGGCUGCGCCACCCAGCUCCAGUGUUGUCCCGUGUGCCGUUCAGAAGUGGACCAUAUACAGCAGGUCUACCUGCCCACGUGUGCCAGCCUGCUGAACCUGGCACUGCCAAGCAAGCACACCUCCUAUACCAUACACAGGGCAAUGCCCUCGCACAGAGAUGCUGCAAUGGACUACACAGACAGUGAAAAGAUCUGUUAAUCACACGUGCACAGGGGGGUGCUGGUUACCACCCUUACGCACACACACACACUCACACAUACACACAUACACACACACACUACUGUCUACCCGCAGUUGUUUUUCCAUGCAGACACAGCCAUCAAAGAGAUUCCGUUUAAUUUCGGCGGCCAUUUUCUUCUCGUGGACCCGCCAUCAGUAGAUCUGAUGGCCUUCGGUCUCACAGUGCCUUUGUGCCAUGUUUUGUUUUGUAAAAGUAUGUAUGAAAGAAAAAAAAGGGAACGGUCUUGAAAAAGGGAAAGUCUUAGGAGGACUCCAUGAACACUCCGAGUCAGAGAGAUCCUUUCUGAGAGCGUGCCGUGUGCACAAGCUUUUGGGUGUUUUAAAAGCUGAAUGUGCAUUAUCUCUAGCCAGGUCCAACACACGCCACAUAGUGGACCAAUACUGUAGCAUUUCCUUCUUUUGAUCUUACACUUUACAUGGACAUGGUUCCUUGAAUUACCAUGAAAUGUAUCUCAGUGAUAUCUCUGACAUCUCAGAAAUGUAUUAUGACUUCUAAAGACCUUUUGAACGCUGAUAAAGUAUACAUUUGACUGAAUGUCAGUAUUCUUUUGUAACGUUUUCACUUGACUUUGGAAUAUUUCAUAUCACCCAGGUUAUUAAAACCAUUAUGUUUGAUAA
This is a messenger RNA of Sardina pilchardus (European sardine), 2218 nucleotides long. RefSeq names its product myosin regulatory light chain interacting protein b (gene mylipb). The transcript has 7 exons. Gene Ontology annotation, biological process: ubiquitin-dependent protein catabolic process. NCBI's taxonomy places the organism in Eukaryota, Metazoa, Chordata, Actinopteri, Clupeiformes, Clupeidae. Gene Ontology annotation, cellular component: cytoskeleton. The record is from RefSeq and is a predicted model, not a curated record. The coding region runs from base 107 to 1558 and encodes 483 amino acids. Gene Ontology annotation, molecular function: ubiquitin-protein transferase activity.